Molecule: messenger RNA, 519 nt
Organism: Cooperia oncophora
Lineage: Eukaryota; Metazoa; Nematoda; Chromadorea; Rhabditida; Trichostrongylidae
Source: the annotation of a GenBank genome assembly
UUGCAGUGGCAUGCGUGGAAAACAUACUACGACGUACUGGUCAAGCUUCCUGGAGCGUUCUGGGCAGAGGAGACGGCUAGAGAUUGGCUUGAAAACGUGGCCAUUGAGUUGAAACACCUGGGUCACUACCAGCCGGCUCAUCCUACUGUUAAUGGACCUAGUUACUAUCAAGAGCGCCGAGUAAUGCGUGAAAGGCCGAGAAAUCGAAUGGAAAACGAAGAUGGAGUAAGCCAAGUUCAAAGGAAGAGACGGGAAAGUGGAUCAGAAAGAGAAGAAAGACAAGAAGGCAGAGUGCGAAAUGACAGACAGGAAAAUCGAAAAGAUAACGAAAGACGAGGAGAUCGAACAGUGAGCGGUGCAGCAACUGCGGAUCAUGGAUUGAGAAGCAUGCGUGAUCUAAACGCUGCUCUCGAGAGAGAGCUUGAACCGCCUCUAUGGCAGGACUGUGAGAAACGACCUCCACCUUGUGAUUUCCGCACGUUGAGUGAGCUUCCUGUGAAAUCCGACAUUUACAAUGCU